ACUCGUUAUUUUUAUUAUUUGUCAUUAUUAUGACAAUUAGGCUAUGGGAGGAAAGAUAGUUCAACAGGUUGAAAACCAGCCCAAAAGAAUGCUCAAAGCAUUUGUGAAUAUGCAGUACCUAUUUUUCUAGAAUGAAAUUGAGUCACAUUUUACAGAGGGACAGUUUCUUCCCGGCAAAAUGAGAGUACGUCCCAUGUUGUAGCAUUGUGAGCAUUUCCUGAUAGUAAACAAGUUCCAGAGUGCAGGAGCCCACCCGAUGGAAGCUGGUGUUCCGCUAGGAGAAUUCUGGCCAAUCGGGAAAACUGGCCAAGGGCAUGUCCCAGCUCCGGCCUUCCCCCUUCCAAGGCCGCAGGACGUCAGCCCCUGUGCGUGUUCGCUGCCGGGUCCUGAGUUUGGCCGGAAGGUCCAGAGGCCCCGGCUCCUACCCGCACCAGGCAGGACGCUCCUACCCCUCCAGGCCUGCCCGGCGCGAGGCCCCAUCUCAGCACAGCGAUUCCCGACGCGCCGCGCGGAGAGGGCCUCCCAGACAAAGACGAAAACCAACCAACUUCCCUUCCCGGAGCGACCAGCGAUCUCGAAAAGCCGCGCAGUUGGGUCUCGCCUUCCUCUUACUCAGGAGGCCGGACACCAGGUCUCCCAUAGCAACUGCGGCCAAUAGCAACGGGUGCCCAGCCCGGGCAGCGCCCUCUGCGCAGGCGCGGAGAGGGGGCGGUCCUACGGCUUCCGCUCGCGCCCAGCGUCCUUUGGAAAUAGGGGCGGGGCCUGCGUGAUGGCGUCACGGGCCGGGGUCUCCGGUGGCGGGAAAAGGCGGCGCGAGGAUGGAGUCGCAGGAGAGUCGUGGUGGCACUGCCGAGUGCGGGGCCCAGGACGCUGCUCCAGGCCCCAGCAAGGCCCCCGGCAGCGCCGGCCACUACGAGCUGCCGUGGGUUGAAAAAUACAGACCAGUAAAGUUGAAUGAAAUUGUCGGGAAUGAAGACACCGUGAGCAGGCUGGAGGUCUUUGCAAGGGAAGGGAACGUGCCCAACAUCAUUAUCGCUGGCCCCCCGGGAACCGGCAAGACCACCAGCAUCCUGUGUUUGGCACGAGCCCUGCUGGGCCCAGCCCUCAAGGAUGCGGUUUUGGAGCUCAAUGCCUCAAAUGACAGGGGCAUCGAUGUUGUGAGGAACAAAAUCAAAAUGUUUGCCCAGCAGAAAGUCACCCUGCCCAAAGGACGGCACAAGAUCAUCAUCCUGGAUGAAGCAGACAGCAUGACUGACGGAGCCCAGCAAGCCUUGAGGAGGACCAUGGAGAUCUACUCCAAGACGACCCGCUUUGCUCUCGCUUGUAACGCUUCAGAUAAAAUCAUAGAGCCCAUUCAGUCCCGGUGUGCCGUCCUCCGCUACACGAAGCUGACCGACGCGCAGAUUCUUGCCAGGCUCCUGAGCGUCAUUGAGAAGGAGAAGGUCCAGUACACGGACGACGGCCUGGAAGCCAUCAUCUUCACCGCCCAGGGCGACAUGAGGCAGGCCUUGAACAACUUGCAGUCUACUUACUCGGGAUUUGGCUUCAUCAACAGUGAGAAUGUGUUCAAGGUCUGUGACGAGCCCCACCCCUUGCUGGUAAAGGAGAUGAUCCAGCAUUGUGUGAGCGCCGACAUCGACGAGGCCUACAAGAUCCUUGCUCACCUGUGGCAUCUUGGCUAUUCCCCAGAAGACAUCAUCAGCAACAUUUUUCGAGUGUGUAAAACCUUCCAGAUGGCAGAAUACUUGAAACUGGAGUUUAUCAAGGAAAUUGGAUACACGCAUAUGAAAAUAGCGGAAGGUGUGAACUCCCUUCUGCAGAUGGCAGGGCUCCUGGCCAGGCUGUGUCAGAAGACAGUGGCCCCAGUGGCCAGUUAGAGCAGGAGCCUCUCUUGCUGGGUGACGAGAGUCCUUAUUGCUGAGAGUCACGGCCUUCGCUUUGGGAAAAGUGAUGCCCUGGACCAACCCUGGAGCGCAUCUUCCUGGUCUUCACCUUGCUUCCAGCACAUCUCCCCUGCUCGUGGAGUGUUCAGACUCAGCCUCAGACUCACGAUGGGGUGAGAGGGUGGGAGGAGACCCUCCAGGACAUGGCCCCCCGUCUGUGCUUGUGUUGGCAUUUUACUAAUAAAACUUUACAGUUUUGUGGCAGAAAGGUGGCAGUGCCAGGCCACAAGGAAAAGCAGCCUCCUAUCUCCCAUGUAUACCCCUAGCGUCCUGCAGGUAGAGAGGUGGUUUUCAUAAUAGAUUGGACAGGCUAAUCUCAGUUUUUCUGGAAGCCAUAAGGACAAUCCCACAGGGUGAGGCAGGGUUUGCUGUAAUUUACCAGCCUGUCAGAACAGCCCGGGGCCCUGAGCCCUUCAGAAAGGGCUUGGCAAGAACCACCGAGGAGGGCAUCUCUGGCGGUCCAGUGGUGGAGACUUUGGACUUAACACUGCAAGGGGCACAGAUUUGAUUCCUGAUCGGGGAACUAAGAUCUAGCAUGCUUUGAGGGGCAGCCAGAAAAUUAAAAAACAAUAAAUAAAUAAAUUGGGGGAAAAAAAAAAAGUCACCUAGGAGAAUAGUGCAGAUAGACCCGGAGGAACCUCCCUCCAGGUCACCUUUUCUGUGUAGCCGGGUGUAUCUGUUCCUUGAGAAUUUCCCAGUGAAUUUUGUAGAAUUGCUUUUUUGUUUGUUUGUUGGCAAAAUGCUGGGUUUUUUCCCCAUGUUUAAAAAUUAUGGAAAAUAAUUAUUUUAGAUAAUAUAGAGAAUGAUAUGGUGAACUUUCACAUAACUCAUCUUAACAAUUUACCAACA
Messenger RNA from Capra hircus (goat), 2792 nucleotides. It is a transcript of the gene RFC2, whose product is annotated as replication factor C subunit 2. Gene Ontology annotation, molecular function: DNA binding; ATP hydrolysis activity; DNA clamp loader activity. The transcript has 11 exons. Lineage: Eukaryota; Metazoa; Chordata; Mammalia; Artiodactyla; Bovidae. Gene Ontology annotation, cellular component: nucleus; DNA replication factor C complex. Bases 819 to 1877 code for a protein of 352 amino acids. Gene Ontology annotation, biological process: DNA repair; DNA-templated DNA replication. The record is from RefSeq and is a predicted model, not a curated record.